Molecule: messenger RNA, 7956 nt
Organism: Engraulis encrasicolus (European anchovy)
Lineage: Eukaryota; Metazoa; Chordata; Actinopteri; Clupeiformes; Engraulidae
Gene: fer
Product: fer (fps/fes related) tyrosine kinase
Exons: 21
Coding region: 267-2804 (845 amino acids)
Biological process (GO): peptidyl-tyrosine phosphorylation; Fc-epsilon receptor signaling pathway; chemotaxis
Molecular function (GO): non-membrane spanning protein tyrosine kinase activity; ATP binding
Source: RefSeq, a predicted model, not a curated record
UCCGGCAGGCGAGCAAAAAGAAAAAGAGGAAUACCAAGCAAGGAAUCAGGAAACACGGAGAAAUAAUACUACAGUCAAAUAAAACAGGAUGCAGACCUGAGGGCACCCCCGCCGCUGCCUUGCCGCGUAGGACCGACGGCGACGUGCGACCAUCCGCCUCUGCCUCGGCUCCCUCGCCCUCCUGCUCCGCGAGCGCCUCUGCGUCCGCGUGCCUUGUUGCGAGAGCCAGCGACCCCGCCCCCGACCCCACCCCCACGAGCGUAGGCAUGGGGUUCGGCCGGGACCUGCGGAACUCGCACGAGGGCCUCGUGAAGCUGCAGGACUGGGAGCUGCGUCUCCUGGAGACUGUCAAGCGCUUCAUGACGCUGCGCGUCAAGAGCGACAAGGAGUACGCCUCGCUGCUGCUCAACAUCAGCCAGCAGGUGGACAAGCACGACAGCCCCUCGCAGGUGCACUACAUCAGCACCGUCUCCAAGUCCUGGGCCAACAUGAUGCUGCAGACGGAGCAGCUGAGUAAGAUCAUGAAGUCGCAUGCGGAGGAGCUGAACUCCGGCCCCCUGCACCGCCUCACCAUGAUGAUCAAGGACAAGCAGCAGGUCAAGAAGAGCUACCAGGCCGUCCACCAGCAGAUAGAGACCGACCUCUGCAAGGUGACAAAAAAUGACCUGGAGAAGUUAAAGUGUACCUACAGACAGCUGACCAAGGAUGCUCACUGUGCCAAAGAGAAGUACCGGGAAGCCGUAGCAAAAGGUAAGGAGCCAGAGAAAGCGCGCGAGCGCUACGACAAGGCCACGAUGAAGCUCCAUAAUCUGCAUAACCAGUACGUGCUGGCGGUCCGCAGCGCUCAACUCCACCAGGAACAGUACCACGACACCACGUUACCCCUGCUGCUCGACUCACUACAGAAGAUGCAGGAGGAGAUGAUUGUAGCGCUGAAGGGGAUUCUGGAGGAGUAUAGCGAGAUCACGAGUCUCUUAACAGACGAGAUCGUCAAAGUGCACAAAGAGAUCAACACCUCCAUCGACCAGAUAGACCCCGUGUCGGAGUACGAGCAGUUCAUAGAAGCCUACAAGACUCCUGCGACCAAAGAGCCCAAUGUGGAGUUUGACGUGACGUUACUGGAGGAGACGGAGAAUCUAGAGGCGAACGAGAUCCUCUGGAACAAUCUGACUGCAGACAGUUUACAAGCAGUGCUCAGGUCCACCAGCGAGGAGCUGACGCUGAUCCAGCAGACGCUGCGCAGUAAAGAAGACCUGAUGCAGGAGCUGCAGAACAAGAUCGAGGAGUCCACCAAGACCUGCGAGAAGAAGUCAGAUGCGGUCCUCCUGCUGAGCCAGAAGCAGUCCCUUGAGGAGCUUCGCCAGACGGUGCAGCUGCUGCGCUGUUCGGAGGCCAAGCUGACGGCCCAGCGCGAGCUGCUCGAAACAAAGAUGGCCGACAGCGAGGGCAAGGAGCCGCCGCCCGUCGUCAACUACGAGGAGGACGCGCGCUCCGUCAACUCCAUGACCUCACAGCUGCCUUGUCUCAGGGACAAGGGCAAGGACAGGAUAUCGAAGUUUGACACGUUGCGUUACUCCAUCGCAGGCUUCAUCCGCUCGCCCAAGUCAAUGCUCGUCGGCUCCUCCUCGUUUUUCGACGUGAUUCCUACAAGUGAGAAGCCGCUGGGUGAGCAGGAGUGGUACCACGGGGCCAUCCCACGCACGGAGGCCCAGGAGCUGCUGAAGCAGCAGGGGGACUUUCUGGUCCGUGAGAGCCACGGCAAGCCCGGCGAGUACGUCCUCUCCGUCUUCUCCGACGGACAGCGACGGCACUUCAUCAUACAGUUUGCUGACAACGCGACUGACAAAGGGGGACAUGCAGAGCAGUGUGGAGAGAAUCAGUAUCGUUUUGAAGGCACAGGUUUCCCCACUAUCCCCCAGCUGAUUGAGCACCACUACGACACUAAGCAGGUCAUCACCAAGAAGUCCGGAGUGGUGCUUCUCAACCCCGUCGUCAAGGACAAGAAAUGGAUCCUGAACCACGAGGAUGUCAUUCUGGGAGAGCUCCUGGGGAAAGGCAACUUUGGUGAGGUGUUCAAGGGCACGCUUCGAGACAAGACGCCAGUAGCUGUGAAGACCUGCAAGGAAGAUCUGCCCCAGGACCUGAAAAUCAAGUUCCUGUCAGAAGCCAGGAUUCUUAAACAGUAUGAUCAUCCCAACAUCGUGAAGCUAAUAGGUGUCUGCACACAACGACAGCCCAUAUAUAUAGUGAUGGAACUCGUGCCAGGUGGAGACUUUUUGUCAUUCUUGCGGAAGAAGAAGGAAGAUCUGAAGACGAAGCAGCUGGUGAAGUUUGCUUUAGACGCUGCUGCGGGCAUGGCGUACCUCGAGCUCAAGAACUGCAUCCACAGGGACUUGGCGGCACGUAACUGCCUGGUUGGUGACAGUAACGUUCUGAAGAUCAGUGACUUUGGGAUGUCGCGACAGGAGGACGACGGCAUCUACUCCUCCUCAGGUCUCAAGCAGAUCCCCAUCAAGUGGACCGCACCAGAGGCCCUCAACUACGGGAGAUACAGCUCUGAAAGUGACGUGUGGAGCUACGGGAUCCUCCUGUGGGAGACGUUUAGCCUGGGGGUGUGUCCAUAUCCGGGGAUGACCAAUCAGCAAGCUCGAGAGCAAGUUGAAAAAGGCUACCGGAUGUCGUGUCCCCAGAAGUGUCCUGAGGAAGUGUACAAGGUGAUGCAGCGCUGCUGGGAGUACAAGCCAGAGAACCGGCCCAAGUUUGCCGACAUCCAGAAGGAGCUGGCCUCUAUCAAGAAGAAGUAGCCACGGCAACCGGGGUGGGGUGGGGUGGGGUGGGGGGGUCAGAGGUCAGACGGGGGGUCGGGGGUCAAGAGGUGGGUAGCAUUCAGCCCAGGUGGUGAUCAUCAGCCCCAGCUUCAGGUCAACAUUGGGGGUGUCACUGUCACAAUUUUUUGAAACGAUGUACUCGAAAAAAGGCACAAACAGACGGAAGACAAUAAUCAACGUUUUCAUUAUUGGAGGUGUUUUUGCCCUUUCAAAUUUAUCUUUGGGGGCGCAAAAAGGUCUGUGGCCCCCCCUCAUUUGGCGCCCAUGGUGGUGAUGAUGAUGAUGACGAUGCCGAGGUGCUCUCUAUCCAGCUUUAUGGAACAUUCUAGAAUGCUCCAGCCUCAACAACACUAUUACUCUUGUUUUUGUUUUUUGUCUGUUUUGUUUUGUUUGUUUAUUUAGUUUGUUUGUUACAUAAUCACUGUGUGAAUUUUUUCCUAUGCAACAGCUGUCUUGAGCCAUUGUCAAGGAGGUCUCUUGUCACAUAUUAUUAUUAUUAUUAUUAUUAUUAUUAUUAUUAUUAUUAUUAUUAUAAGCCUAAUCUUUUCCCAGAGCUGCAGUAUUUUUGAUAAGGUGUUUACUCUUCGCUCUUUUCUACACUCAUUUUCCAUCCUUUUUUUAAAAGCCAAUAUUGAUCACAGCAGGGUCUCUUACAGAUCGCCGGAUUAUUCACCAGUCCUCAUCGUGUUACUGACAGUAGAGACGUUGUAAACUGCCAGCCAAACGUUCAGGUCCCACUCGUCCAGGUGUCACACUGUUCACGUGUUAGUGGUGACUUAUUUCUGACCUCAUACAACUGGGGCCUAUACUACAAAGCUGGUUCAGGAUAAGAUAAGUUAAGGUGAAGUUAGUAGGUAAAUCAUCUAAUACAAGAGCUUUUCUUAAGAAAAUGAGGACACCAGACUCUUCUAUUAGAUGAUUUACCUCUUAACUUGACCUUAACUUAUCCUGAACCAGCUUUGUAGUAUAGGCCCCUGAUGUCAAACCUGAUGAACCGAUCUCGAACCAGAGAAAGUUCACCCAAGCUUGAUGGGUGUAAGGUAUUGUGGCUGGCUGAGGUUUGGAUUUUUUUUUUUUACAGUGUAUCGUCGCUGUCCAGCAAAAACCACUUAUCUCCACUUCUCAUUGUUUUUUAUGUAUUGAUUUAUAAAACCACAUUUUCUAAAAAAAAAUAAUCAUUGCAACAUUAAAGUUGGCUACUAAAUUAUUUAUCAUACACAUAUACCCAUGGAGACUGACCAGUAGUACUGUCUUUUAUUUUAUAAUAAAUAAAGAACGAACAUAAAAAACUAAAAAUGAUAGUGGAGAUAAGUGUUUUUUGCUGGACAGCGACGGUAUACUUUAGAGGGAAAUGUAAUUGGUUUUCUCUUUGUAUUCAGUGUUUCGACUGAAGAGUUGUUAUAGAGUUGUUAUAGACAAAACACAAUCUUUAAAUAAGGUUUCUUUUUUUAUGAAAACCUUACCCACAUUGAUCAUUUUAGUUACCUUUUUCAUGAUGCAAAACUGCUGUCAGUUAAUCAGUUUCAGUCAGUGUUGAAAAUGUCAAUGUUUAUUAAACACACACACACACACACACACACACACACACACACACACACACACACACACACACACACACACACACACACACACACACACACACACACACACACACACACACACACGCACACGCACACGCACACACACACACGCACACAAGCCAUAAUCCCCAACUGCUCUGAAUGUCCAAGUUACACCAGCAACAAAGGCAUUUGGAGGCCUUACAAUCCGAUGGUCCUCUGAUGGACCAUGUGAAUCGUACCAGAGAAGCUCGAAAAGAAUCAUGACUGAUCACAAUGGCCAUUUGUCAGCUUGCACGACUCGUAAGAAGAGAUCCCCUCUUCUCAUCUUCUGUUGUCAAUAGAUCCUCUCGCACCAGACUAGAGGAGGUGGAGCUAUAUAGAUCAUGACUGAUCACAAAGACACAAUUGUCACCCUGUAAUGCUCUUAAGAAGAGAUCCCUUCUUCGUAUCUUCUGUUAUCAAUAGAUCCCGUCUCCUCUCCUCUAAAGCCCCCCAUCACCCCCCACAGUGAUGGGCAAACUGCACUCAGAAUCUAAAAUCCAGUGCCACAUCAUCCUAAUGGCCUGAACGCACCUGCUCCAGGUGUCCUAAUUGGACAGGUGAAAGGAGGUGAAUUGGAAUCUGUGGCGGGCGCUGGAUUUAAGUUUCUGAAUCCUGGUUGCCAAUCACUGCCACCCAUCGCCUCCCUCCAGGGCCGCUGACAGCUUUCUCUGGGCCCAGGACAAAGUCAUCUGAAAGGGCCCCCCUACCCAAUACAUAUGAUGUAGUUGGGACGCAGUUCUGGGCCCUCUAUCUCCCUGGGCCAGGGACAACAUACCCCUUUGUCCCCCCCCCUGUCGGCAGGCCCGCCUCCCUCGCUCCUGCCUCCUCCCCAGUGUUAUCAGUGCUUAAUGGGCUAAUGUCACGCUCUGUUUGGAGCAUGUCAUGAUAUUAACUGGCCUGUUGUGGGAGGGGAGUGCAGGGGGAAGCUGCUCUGACAGUCUACCGUUGGUAAGCUGCGUCUCACGUUUGAGGAGAUGCGGGUAGGCAGUAUGAAGACACACACAGUAGGCUUGAGCUGGCCUUUCUUAGCUGCCGUGGAUAGUUUUAUGUGUUUUAUACUGGUAUAGACAUUGAAGGCUUGGCAUUCCUUCAAGUUUCUGUGUGUGUGUGUGUGCGCGUGUGUGUGUGUGUGUGCGUGCGUGCGUGCGUGCGUGCGUGCGUGCUUCCCACAAAGCGAUGUGCGCACAUUGUCGCAGUAGGUUUUAAGUGCAAUUCUCUCCAAAGGAUUCUCAAACUUUCAAACAGAGUGGCGCCUUAUACACAAAGCUAGCUAGAUACCUACUUUUAGAUACUCAAAAGUUGCAAUUCGUCAUGUGAAUUCAACAGUUGUGUGUGCACAUUUACUUGUCAUUUUUUGUAGAGGAAUUCCAAUCCAAAGAAGUUGUUGAUCAAGCCUCAUGUUGUCGAACCUCCACAUCUCUCAGUUGAAAAAAAAAAAAAAAAAACCCAUAAAAUCCAGCAUUACAGUAUGAAGCAGACCUUAUUUGUGAGUCCAUGUGAGUCCAUUGUCUCUCCUUGGUGACCAGAGCCACUUUCUGACUUCAUCACAGGCUUAUCUGUAUACUUGUAUGUACAUCUCCUGUGUCCAACAAGGAAAAUGCAUAUGCAAUGUACAAGACCAAAAACUGUAUUUCAGCCCAAUUUGACAAGCGUGUCAAAUUUCAGUGUGAACUCUCUUAUGUUUGUGAAGUUAUAUUUCCGUCACGAACAUGCUCUUGUUUUACAAGUAUUACACGACCAUCUGGCAGACUGUCGUAAAAAAAAACGUCUCUAAUUUUAUGGCCGUUCAUUGUCAUGAUAAUGGCGGCGAUAUCAGACUGUCGCGUCUACCCCUGUGCCAUUUUGUCCUUGUCCUCGUCUCGUCUUAGCCAAACUAUGAUCAGCCAUCUGCACCCCUUGUAUAUCCCCAAUGUGUCUUUGAAGAGACUUCCUUGAAUUUCCAAGUCACAUAAAUUGCUUCAUUUGUAUGAGGUUAGUGGAUUGACCUUUUCUGUCUGUCUGUCUGUCUGUCUCUCUCUCUUGAAAAGUUGACUCAAAACUUCUCAUUAUUUUGUAAAUAUAUUGUAGAUUCUUUACGGUUUCAGUUAAAUAGUUUUUGUUUUCUAAUACUAAGCAGAAAAGAAUGUUAACUUUUUUCUACACAUUUAUGCAUAAAAAAAUGUUGCCUCCAAAAUGUGCUUCACAAGAGAGUUUGUUGUCACUUCUUCUGUCAUGCGGUGACCGCAAUGUGAAUAUUUCCCAGUGUACAUGUGUGAUGUACGUAGUGGCAGGUGCUCAGGCCACAGCGUUGCAAACGCCCCUGUUGCAUUGCUUUUUCUACUUCCUCCCGAUUGAACUCGGUGUUGUCUAUGCAGAGACUCAAGACUUCCUGCUAGGGUUCACCUGGUAGAGUUCCAGAACACUCAGUCAUCUACUGUAAAGUCUAGCCUUUCAUCUAGUCAAUUUGGCCAGGAAAAAAAAGAUAUCCCACAGUAUAUUUGGACAAAAUCAGCCGUGUGCGCGCUUUGCAAUAGUAACUACUGGGUGACCUGUCUCAUCUUAACUCCAAAUACAUUCUGCCUGUAGUUUAUGUUUUGUUUUUGUUUUUUAUUUCAUUUUAUUUAUUUGAAAUACUAUAAUAGUAUUCUUUAGCAUUUUUAUCAUUGCUUUUGUAUUAUUUGCCAUAACUCCUGCUGUCUGUGUAAAAAAAACGUAUUUGCCAGUAUUUGUUGUACACCAUAUAGAUUUUAAGGCAUCACAGUGGUUCUGUCUGUUUCUCCUGUAAAGUUCUGCUCAACUUUACACACUACACACAUUUUUUGUUUCAUUUCUUUAAUCACUCCCCUUUUGACAAUGUAAAAGAAUAUAUAUUAUAUAUUAAGCACUGGCCAACAUUUGGGUGCCCAGAUCAUGUCCUCUUAGUUUUGUGAAUUACGAUGGCUCCAGGGCCUUUUUCGUAUGUCAAAUUUGUUUUGUUUAAAUUGCAUUAUUCAGUACGAGUGUCUCAUUUUUUUCUGAAUUACUUAAAAUAUAUAUUCCUCGGCAUAUGUUACACUUGUGUAUUUCUGAAAUUCUUCUUUUUUUCUAUCAUUUCUAUUUCGAGGAUGCAGAAAUUUAAAGGAUUAAUUUAAAGAGCUGGAGUAUUUAUGUCCACGUUAGAGACCUUAUAUAUUUGAUUGCACUUUUGGCCGAAAAACAGACUGACCAUAACAGUGACUUAAAUACAAAGUCAAAAUUCCAUUGUUAAAGUAACUUUAAGCCCAAUUACUUCAAACCAUUCCUUUAAAAAAAGAAUACACUGGACUUAAAAGACUUAAAAAAAAUAAUUGAUGUAUAUUCAGAAACUAUAACAGUUCUCUGCUCAAAGUGAACCAAACUUAUCCAAUUGGUUUCCAUUCGAAUUAAUUGCUUUCUUCUCGACUGAUUUUGAUUUCUGUUUUCAUUACUUUUUUUCCACAGCUCUGAAAAUGGGCACGUCUACCGUUGUGGCCAUAUUUGUUAAUGUUUAUAUUGUACACUUGCAAUAAAUGUUUUUCUUGGCUCUU